UACAUACGUAGCUUUAUACCCAUACUUCAUAUAAAACCUUUGAUAAAAAAGGUGUCAUCCAUACAUACAUACCUCGCCCAACAAAUAAAAGUUUCUUUGAUAAAUCUCACUCCCACAUUCCAUUCAAACUUCCUUUACAACUUCACAACUUACUCAUCCAAAGACAUCGAAAUCGAAAUAUCACAACGCAGAAACCAUGGAAACGGUAAAUAAUACGGUUAAUAAUAUCGCAGCAGCUGCUUCGAAAGUUAUUUGGGGUGAACCUCAGGAAACUACUGAUGCAGCGAAUGCAACGGUGGUGCCGGAAACGAAGGGGACGGAACCGAUUAGUGGGGAGAUGGGUGAUACACUGAAGGGAGAACCUUAUGAUAAGGGAAAUUUAGGUUGGCUGUCCCUUCUUUUUGUUUUUCUCUUUGUGCGGUGAUGUGGAUGUGGAUGAGGAUGAGGAUGAGGAUGAGGAGGAGCGAAGAAGAGAUGAAAUAAAUGAGAUAAAUAAACAGAUGGACAAACUAACACACAACCACUAGAUUCCACCAACACCGACCCAACAACCACAAACACAAGCACAAGCAUAAAAUCCACCCCCACCACCACCCUAUCACCCCCAGGCCAAGCCGCGCAAACCAUCGACCCCUCCCGCGCCUCCUCCACCUCGGACAUCGUCGCAAAAACCCUCUCCGAUACUCAUAUUGCGCCUCUAUCAUCCGAAAACCCCUCUACGACCAGUUUCAAAACUUCUUCUGAGAAACCGUUAAUAUCAGCUGAGAAGCCUUUGAUUUCUGAGAGGAUUAAUCCAAAUUUACCUCUUCGGUCGGAGAAUCAGUCGGCUCGAGUAGGAGGUGCGGAGACUUUGGGUGCGCAGAGUGGGGAUGUUGUAUCUACUGCAGCUGGGGAGAAUAAGGGAUUAACUCCUGGAAGUGGAGUUGGAGUUGGAGAUGAUAAACCAAGUAGCACAUCUAAUGAGCAAGAUGUAAGAACGGAUUUAAAACCCGUGAGCCCAGACACCAAAGCGAAUGUCGCUGCAGAAACACAAGAUAAAAAAGAAAAACACAUCACGACAACAGGAACCGCGGCCGAGGGAGGAAAUUUCGAUGCUACCAAACCCGGUGCGGGAAUCGAGGCAGAUAGAUUAUUGGGGAAGGAUGGGAAGACGGAGAAGAUGGAUGCGGGGGUUAGUGGGGGGACGGUGGGGGUACUUCGACUGCUGAUGAUGAGGGGGUAAGUGGAUUGAGUGAGCAGGGUGGUAGUGAGGAGGAGCAUGAUCAUGAGCAUGGGGAGGGAAAGAAAGAGGGAAAAUUGGCGCAUUUGAAGGAGAAGAUUAAGGAGAAGUUGCAUAAGCAUUAGGGGUUGAGGUUGAGGUUGGAUGGAUAGUCAUGGGUGGAGGUGUGAAAGAUGUUGCUCUUGACCUUGGAUUCGGUGCUAGGUUUAUUCUCUUGUUUGGCUUGGGAAAGUUUAUUUAUUUCAUGUGAUUACGAGUAUGUGUUAUGAUGUUAUGAGCUGAGCUGAGCGGAGCGGACAAUUUAUGAAGAUUUGGAAUUUUUGACUUUUGAACUUUUAGCGGGAUAGUGAAAUAAAAUGAAGUUUGAUAUGCUCAUCG
Messenger RNA from Sclerotinia trifoliorum, 1597 nucleotides. Lineage: Eukaryota; Fungi; Ascomycota; Leotiomycetes; Helotiales; Sclerotiniaceae. The record is from the annotation of a GenBank genome assembly.